Molecule: messenger RNA, 582 nt
Organism: Salpingoeca rosetta
Lineage: Eukaryota; Choanoflagellata; Craspedida; Salpingoecidae
Exons: 1
Source: RefSeq, a predicted model, not a curated record
AUGGCGGAUAAGCGCAAGAGCUCCCGGCGACACGAUCCAGACGUGGACGCCACCGACGUGUACGUGAGCUCCGCGGGUCCAAAAUGGCAAUGGUUCCGCACGUUUCUUCCAUAUGAAUGCAAGGUGAAAGACGAGAGGGAGAUCAGCGAACAGUUUGGGCUCUUCACUGUUGACGGCGACGCACCACUGACGCUUCAAAGCCACCGCGAUACCCAGGCAAGGGGCGCUCUGUCGAAUCCCCGAGGCCGCCGCCGGUUUCACCCACUUCGCGAGGCAGACGACGAGCAAGUGCUCCAGUGGCGACGGUGCCUCUUCCAGGAGAUGAAGCACGUUGUGCGCGUGGCCGAACUCGUGUACGACUGCAGAGGAGAGUAUCUCCAUACGGCGAUUCACUACGCCCCCAUUCGGGCAACAGGCGCUCCCAUGAGGGGCAGUGGAUCGGGCCGCCGCCACUUUCGCGCACGUGGCUUCACAGCAGCAUUCAUCCAAGGCAUGUACGAGUUUGAGCGCAGGCAAGGUGGCCUCACGCAAGCAGCUAUGAACGGCUCACACUUGUGUCAUCGAGGCCAGCACCGUUUGCCG